AUGUCCGCCCCAGCAGCGACGUCGUACUUCCGCAUAACGCUGCACCGGUCGGCCAUCGGGCUGCCAACGCGCACGCGCGGCGUGCUGGCGGCGCUGGGCCUGCACCGGCGGUGCCAGACGGUGUUCCACCCGGUGGAGCCGCAGUUCGCGGGCAUGAUCAUGAAGGUCAAGGAGCUGGUGCGCGUCGAGGAGGUGGGCCGGCGGCUGACGGCCGCGGAGCUGCGCGCCGAGAGGACGCCCGACCGCGGCUUCUGGGUCGAGAGGAGCGCCGGGCGAUCAUGA
Molecule: messenger RNA, 282 nt
Organism: Diaporthe amygdali
Lineage: Eukaryota; Fungi; Ascomycota; Sordariomycetes; Diaporthales; Diaporthaceae
Exons: 1
Coding region: 1-282 (93 amino acids)
Biological process (GO): translation
Cellular component (GO): large ribosomal subunit; mitochondrion
Molecular function (GO): structural constituent of ribosome
Source: RefSeq, a predicted model, not a curated record